AUGGAUGAUUUACUGGGGCCCACUAGAGUCACUCGACGACCAGCAGGACAACAGGUGAUACAGAUGGACUCCAUGCAAGCGGUUUUGUCGCCGUCGAUGACACCAGGAUGGAACGAUCCGCCGAACUUGGGAGUCGCUUCGAAUCGUCUCGCACAACUUCGAAGACGUCCGGUUGACCCGUCGUUAUCGGGCGUCUCACCAGGAGGGAAUAUUGCGCCACAAAUUACAGGAAAUGUUCGAGGCCAUGAAGGUCAUCAGUAUCACGGAGUGUAUGGUGAUGGGUGA
Messenger RNA from Angiostrongylus costaricensis, 285 nucleotides. Lineage: Eukaryota; Metazoa; Nematoda; Chromadorea; Rhabditida; Metastrongylidae. The record is from the annotation of a GenBank genome assembly.